CUCUGUUUCCCACUCAAAUCCAAUUCAAAACCCUAAUUCCCCAAAUUUCCCAAUUUUCUCUGUUUCUCAAAUUUUCUCUUGAAAAUGUCAGGUCGUGGAAAGGGAGGUAAGGGACUAGGAAAGGGAGGUGCAAAGAGACACAGGAAAGUUCUUCGUGAUAACAUUCAGGGAAUCACCAAGCCAGCGAUUCGUCGAUUGGCGAGAAGAGGUGGUGUUAAGAGAAUCAGUGGUUUGAUUUAUGAGGAAACAAGAGGAGUUCUUAAGAUUUUCUUGGAGAAUGUGAUUCGUGAUGCGGUUACGUACACUGAGCAUGCAAGGAGGAAGACUGUGACUGCUAUGGAUGUUGUUUAUGCUUUGAAGAGGCAAGGAAGAACGCUUUAUGGAUUCGGAGGUUGAAGAAGAUGAAUUGUAACAUGUGUUAAUGUGAAUCCUCUAAAUAAUGCUUAAUUUGGUUGUUAAUUAGGUUUUGUUGUUUCUUUGUAAGUUUAAAAUGGUUGAAAUCUAAUGAAAUAAUCUUUUAUGGUGAAUUA
Messenger RNA from Medicago truncatula (barrel medic), 530 nucleotides. RefSeq names its product histone H4. NCBI's taxonomy places the organism in Eukaryota, Viridiplantae, Streptophyta, Magnoliopsida, Fabales, Fabaceae. The record is from RefSeq and is a predicted model, not a curated record. Gene Ontology annotation, cellular component: nucleosome. The coding region runs from base 85 to 396 and encodes 103 amino acids. The transcript has a single exon. Gene Ontology annotation, molecular function: structural constituent of chromatin; DNA binding; protein heterodimerization activity.